GGGACGCUAGCAAUCUGACAGGCAGCUAGCUACAGCAGAGUAACAGCCUGGCAAUUACAGCGGCGACGUAUCAGGAGAGGGUGGUUACCGAAACUAAUCAAAGGGUCGUCCAGCACCUGAACCAUCAAUCGGGUUUAUGAGUUAAGGCGAUCAAUCAGGCUGCCGUUAACCUUCGGAAAAAACGCUGAAGUGUAAUUCACCGUCAACGGGUUUUUUUCUUUUCUUUUUCUUGUUUUUACUUAUUAUCCGUGACAACAUGGCUGAAUGUAACGUUAGCAUCGACCAGAAUAAACUACCUGGAGUGAAAGAGGUGUGCCGAGACUUUGCCGUGCUGGAGGACCACUCCCUGGCCUAUAACCUCCAGGAACAAGAAAUUGAGAGCCACUUGGCCUCCAAUGUCUAUAAGAGCCGUCUGGUGCAGAACGACCUGCAGGUGGCCAAGAAGCUCCAAGAGGAGGAGGAUGAGAGGGCCAAGAUCAAGACUCAGAAAGAGAACGUUGCCAUCGAGCGGCAAGAUAACGAGAUCGCCCAGGAGAUUCAGGAGGAACUGGUCCGACAGGCAGAGCGACAGCGACAGCAAGAAGAGAAAGAUGCGGCCAUCGCUCGUAAGCUGCAGGAGAAGGAGAUGAAAGAGGACAGGAGGAGACAUAAGCAGCUGGAAACGCGCUUUGAUGAAGAUCAUGGAGCUGCAAGAAGACCUCUAGACUUGGACAAACCCAGACAUCACACACCGACGUCCCCCGGGCGAUACGAUGCUCCGGUGAGCUCACGUCGAGAUUACUCUCCAGAUUAUAGUUCAACAGAACCUAAAAGGAGCAGACACCCAAAACUGGAUGCUGCAGCACCCCGUGGUCGCUCCAGAUACCCAGAAGGCUAUCUGCUGGGAGAAGGAGGCCGUAGCAGGCACGCAGAUCCUUUUCCUGAGCACCUGAUGCACAACAGAGGCAAACACGGGGACAGGUAUCCAGAGCACGAGCCCUCACAGACUGGCAGAGCCAGGGAUUUAGGAUACGAGGACACAGAGAGAGUGGUGAGGAGGAAAGAGAGGCCAGCUAGACCACCUCCAGUACAAAUUCCUAAAGAGAGGGACAAAACGUGGGUCAGAGAGCAGAACAGGCAGUACGACCGAGACGGAGGCAGAGAACCGGAAUAUGAGAGGUAUACUGCAAGAGACCAGAGGAGGGACAGAGAUCGGAGGAGGGACAGAGACCAGGACCUCAGGUGGGGAAGAGCAGAGGGGCGGGACGGAGAAAGAUCCAGAGACAGAGGACGAAGUUUGGACAGAGAGCUAGAGGGACACGGACAUCGAGAUAAAGGAAGACAAAGAGCGAGAACCCGGAGCAGGGAGAGAGGACUCGAAGAGGCCUUUGUGGAGCCAGCACACAGCCGGGACCGGCUGAGGGAAGGGAGGGCUUCCUGGGAGGGGGAAGAGGAGGAUUUUGAGAGGACCAGGGGACGGCACCGUGUCCAGUCCAGCCCCAAUGAGCUGUUUGGAGAUCAUAGGGGCGAUGAAGGCAGAGGAGACAGCAGGGAGUUCUGGGACCUCCAGCAGGGGGAGGGUCGUGGCAGGGAACGCAGUCAUAGUCAACCCAGCGGAGAGACAGGUUUAAAUGACCCAAACACAGCGAACAACACCAGUGGAGAUGCACUGCAGCCCUUUAAAGGUCGUAUUGCGCACCGUGGCGGCGGGUCAGUAAUGCCAGAGACUGAGUACGGACUGAGUGAGGCCACCAAGGGUUUGACCAAGCUCGAUCUGCGCGAGCAAGAGCUGAAGGACCUGGAGGUGGCCAGGAAACUGCAAGAGGAGGAAAUUAAGGCGAGCCAGAUGCACGUGCGUGCAGCCCAAGUGGCACAAGACGAGGAAAUCGCCCGACUGCUGAUGGAGCAGGAGAAAAAGGAGUACAGGAAGAAUCGCGAAUGGGAGAAAGAGAAGGAGCGGGAGAGGCUGGCCAUGGAAAGGAUGGCAGUGGAGAGGAGGCGGCAAGAGGGAGACUACAGGCCAAACUCCGAGGACGUUGUCCGGCCCAGGACACGAGAGGAGUACGAGUACCAAAGGCAGAAGAACUACAAGCCUCCGAGGCCUCCACAGCCGCGCACACAUGACUAUGAGAAUGUCAGUCCUGGCUACGUCUACCCAGAUCACCCUGCUGCCCCUCGCGCUCCAGCCAGACCUGAUCCAACUUACAGAGGUGCCCAUCACAAGCGGUGACUCAGGCUCUCGCCCGUGCGCACACAUGCUGUCAGUCCUCCUGUGUGUGUGUGUUUAUCUUUUAUUUUCACCCAUUCACACUCUGUUGGCCAGAAUCCUUCGGACAGUCAUGAGUUGGCAGUGGGAUUUUUUUUUUUUUUUUUUUUUAAUAUCCUCCAAAGUUGAGGAAGUGGAUGUGUGAGUGCUAGAAAUACUCAUCUUUUUUUUUAAUGAUCUGUAAAAUGUGAUUGCAUAUUUCUUUGAACUGAUGUGACAUUAAGCCUAGCCAAAAGAAAUCUCCCAUGAUUCUUUGCUGUGUAAAUGAAGGAACUGCCCCCCUGCUGUGGUCAUUGUGUGCCAUCAAAGGGCUUAAAGCCUCUGCUGGAUGUAACAGUUCCUCGAGACUCUUCAUGGGACAUGCCUGUCUGGUCCACUGUGGCUGUUACAGUGUCUUAGAUACCAACGUGGCAGCUUCUUUGUUACAGCGUGCUGCGCCUCUGUUCUCGCCGUGCUGUGCAGCGAGGCCCUGUGAGGGCUGCCCAUGUGCCACACAGCCUUUGACUCUGAAGGGGAUGCAUUAUAUUUUGUUUUAUUUGCUGUAAUUAUAAAACAAAGCCUUGAUUUCGGUGCUGGUAGCUCUGGCUUUCAUAUGUUUCCCACCUUGUUCCAGCGCAGAAGAGGUGGAGCUUAGCGGCGAUCCGUGGACAUCGAUCAGCUCGAUGUGUUUGCGGUUUUUUUGCUUGUGAGGGGAACUUUUUUUUUUUUCCACUUAACCCUGUCUUUCUUAAACUGUAGUGGUAUGACUGUAUAUGACUUACUGUUUCUAUGUGCAUGCUUACUGAGAGUGUACAGAUGUGUACAUGCAUCUCAGCUCUGUAUCAAUAUUAACUGGCUCCCUCUUUAUUAUCAGAAAGGGCUAAAGCUGCAAACAGCCAAUAAUAAUCUCUCUGUAGAAACUAAAUAUGUGCUCACAUAUACUGCUGUACAGUAUUUCAGUCUUCUGCCAAUAUUUCAUAUGAGCUUGUCAUUUCCAGCUGGCCCAUAAAAGAACCAGUACCAAAUGAAAUGCAUGUUGCCUGUGUCAAACCUGAGUUCAUGCUCAGACGCUGUGUGUAAAUCUGCGUUCUUGUUUUUUACAUUCGACCAAAUCAUGUGGAAACUGUUCGGUUCUCCCUCCAUGAAACUUGUAUCCUGCUCGUUGUCUUUAUUGAGAAAGGGAGCUUUAUAUUUAUUUUUGUAAAUUUCUUUUUUCCUCACAUUGUUUCCUUAGUUUUCAUUGGCCAAGCUUCCCCGCUGUCACUUCCAGGACUGUCCGGUCUCAUACUUCCUGCUUGCAGAAAGGAGAAAUUCUAGUGUUUUGUUUUAUAUUUCUUCAGGUCCUGAUAUUUUUGGCUAUGAGAGGGAAAAAACGGAUAAUGAAGAGCACAUUGCUGAAAUGUUUGUGAUUGCCACACAAUGACUCACUCAUUGAGCAUUUGGUGCUGCGUAGAGUUUUUGCUUUGUAAUAAAUGUUGCUGAAAUUAUAAAUCUGCGUGGAGAACAAGCCCCUGUGCUGUACGCAGAAACUCUUCUCUCGUAGUGCGUUGAACAAACAUGCAACUGUCAUUGAACUACAGUGUGUGCUACUUGCUGUUGACAGAAUGAGAUGUGCCAUAUACGUGUUGUUUUUCAGGGACUUUACAAAUUGGAGCGAUUAAAAGUUGUGGUUGUAGCGGAGCUAGCGCACCCACUGUGGUGGGUCUCCCUAAUUUAUUCUUUGAUGAGAACGCCACCUAGUGGACGUGCUUCCAGUUGGUGAGGGUACAGAUCACAGUGAUGUGUAUUUGUGUAUGUUGUGCUUCAGAUAUGACUUUACUUUCAUGUGUUGUCUGUUUUCUUUGAUUUAGGGCUUUAUGCAAUCUACCAAUCAUGAAUCAACAUGUUGGACUUUUAAAGUAAAAUGAAUUUAAGUUGCUUUUACUUGUAGCAUCUCAAAAUGUAAUAAAUUGCAUCAGCAUUUACACCAUGAA
Messenger RNA from Maylandia zebra (zebra mbuna), 4197 nucleotides. The record is from RefSeq and is a predicted model, not a curated record. Lineage: Eukaryota; Metazoa; Chordata; Actinopteri; Cichliformes; Cichlidae.